This is a messenger RNA of Diversispora eburnea, 453 nucleotides long. The record is from the annotation of a GenBank genome assembly. NCBI's taxonomy places the organism in Eukaryota, Fungi, Glomeromycota, Glomeromycetes, Diversisporales, Diversisporaceae.
AUGACUAAAUGCAAGGUUGUAUCCGAUGAUAAUGACAAUAAUAAUGAAAUUUCUCAACAAAAUGCUGAUAAAUCUAUAAGAUGGAUCCCAUUUACAGAAUUCAGUAAUUUGAUGGAAAUGGGAAAAGGUAGAUCUGGUAUUGUUUAUUCAGCAAUUUGGAAUGGCGCUCCGGAACAAAAAUAUGAUUUAGUUUGGAAUAAAAAACGCGUGGUACUCAAAGUAUUAACGAAUAGUGGGUUCAAAAAUUUAAAUUUCUUAAAAGAGUUAAGGAUUUACUAUCAAUGUAUGGACUCUUUUCGAAUACUACCAUGUUACGGAAUAAGUCAACAACCUUAUACAGAUAAUUAUAUUUUAGUAAUGCAAUACGCCAGUGAAGACCAUACAUUCGAUUGGAUUGGUUCAUCAAGAUUUUCACAGUGGGAACAUUUUAAGACAUGGUUAUGGGCACGAUAG